AACACAAACACAACGAGGGAGACGAGUGCGUGUGUGUGUGUGUGUGCGUACGUGCCUCUGCGCGCCCAGGAUCAGAAAGAGAGAGAGAGUGAGCAGCAGCAGCAGCGGUCACAGAGCUGCACUCCCUCCCUGAAGUUUGUCAUCUCCAGCGGGCUGCACACGGAGUUGCGCUCCGCCGCGGACAUGGAGCCUCGAAAGUGUACAGGAUGUGUAUUGAUUGGAGUUUACCUGUGGGCGACGCUCUGCUGUCAAGGUUGUCAUGGGGGUGUGUACCAGAGGAAGCUGUACCAUGACCUGAUGGUCAACUACAAUCGGCUGGAGAGACCGGUCCAGAACGACUCAGCACCAAUCGUGGUGGACCUCGGCCUCACAUUGCUACAGAUCAUUGAUGUGGAUGAAAAGAACCAAGUGAUGAUCACAAAUGCCUGGCUGCAGCUGACCUGGACAGAUGUUUACCUUUCAUGGAAUCCAGAGAACUACCCCGGGGUUCAGAACCUUCGCUUUCCUUCUCACCAGAUCUGGGUCCCAGACAUUCUCCUCUAUAACAGUGCAGAUGAGAGGUUUGAUGCUACCUUCCACACUAAUGUGCUGGUCAAUGCCUCAGGAGCCUGCCAGUACAUCCCACCAGGCAUCUUGAAGAGCACCUGCUACAUAGAUGUCCGGUGGUUCCCGUUUGACGUGCAGAAGUGUGACCUGAAGUUUGGCUCCUGGACUCACAAUGGCUGGCUGCUGGACCUCCAGAUGGUGGAUGUAGACAUCUCUACCUACAUACCCAAUGGAGAGUGGGACCUCGUAGGUGUGCCAGCUAAGCGUAAUGAGCUGUACUAUGACUGCUGUAAAGAACCCUACCCCGAUGUGACGUUCACGGUCACCAUGCGCCGCAGGACACUCUACUACGGCCUCAACCUGCUCAUCCCCUGCGUGCUCAUUUCUGGUCUGGCCCUGCUGGUCUUCCUGCUCCCUGCUGACUCCGGAGAGAAGAUUUCACUGGGCAUCACGGUGCUGCUGUCUCUAACCGUGUUCAUGUUACUGGUGGCAGAGAUCAUGCCUGCCACUUCUGACUCCGUUCCUCUGAUUGCUCAGUACUUUGCGAGCACCAUGAUGAUCGUGGGCCUGUCCGUGGUGGUGACCGUGCUUGUACUGCAGUUCCACCACCAUGACCCCCACGGAGGCAAGAUGCCUAAAUGGGUUCGAGUCAUUCUCCUCAACUGGUGUGCUUGGUUCCUCCGCAUGAAGAAGCCUGGAGAGGGAAGGAAAACCGCAGUGAGCUCCACCGGCCCCUCAAACUUCAAGUACUCCCACCCUCCUCCUCCUCACCACACCAGCACCAGCAGCAUCCAGAUGAGCACCAUACCAGGCCAGGCAUCCACCCAGUCGACCACAACCAACGGGAACAUGAACCUGUACUUUGGCUAUCACUCAAUGGGCACGGAAAACCCGGCUUUCCCACCGGGCACCGAUUCCGCUGUGGUGGCGUGCGGCGGUGGCGGUCACCCGAACGGCUCGUCCCCACACGACAUCCACUCAGAGCAGAUGCGAACUGUUCUGCUGGAGCAGGUGCCGGAAAUUUCCCAGAUCCUGGAGGAAGUGCAGUACAUCACCAGGCGCUUCAGGGCGCAGGAUGAGGGAGAGGCCAUCUGCAGCGAGUGGAAGUUUGCGGCGGCGGUGGUGGAUAGGUUAUGCCUGGUGGCCUUCUCGCUCUUCUCCAUCAUCUGCACCUUCACCAUUCUAAUGGCAGCACCCAACUUCAUCGAGGCUGUGUCCAAAGACUUCACAUAAGGCCGAUGUCGCCCCUCUCUGAAGAAAACAAAGGAGGCAAAGCUAACAUUAAAAAUCCUUUAGCGAUUAGAACUGAGCCACAAGAGCCUCCCUGUGUCCGCAAUGUGAAGUAACACAAGAUCCAGAUGUUUUAGCUGUUCUUACACGUCACAGUUCUUCAGACCCAAUCUUUUCCUCUUUUAUUUCUUAACACAUAUUUGUCUCUAAUAUCUUGGUGUAUUGGGGUGAUGUUUUUUUUUUUUUUUUAAGGUGGUUCUCUCAUAAUAUGCUACGUAGGAGGUUGAGGCUAUAUGCAAUAGUUAAUUAUGUAGAAACACAUACUAAUGCACUUUUCAUCUGUGUCUCCACUGCACCACAUUGUUUACCACCCACCAGUUGAGCUCAUGUCUCAUCACAACACACUGCUCACACUCAAUCCGCUCCAGCUCUCUUUUUCUGCUUCUUCUUCCAUUUCCUUUCUCCACCGCAGUGCAGCCGAUAGUCGACAGUCCCCCUCAGGCCUCUAUUCUAGUAAUGCAAUUCUUUUGUAUUUUGUAAAUAAAUCUACAUCUUACUUCCAAUGUGGUGGUGAGAAGAUAUCCUUUCUUCUAUGUUUGUGAACUUUCUCACCUCUUUUUUACCCUUUCACUCACCCUUGUUUCCUCACUCAUACUAUUUUCCCAUCAGUUUUCUCAUUUCCUUGAUCCAGGACCUGUGCAGAUGUGAGGUUUAACCAAGACACACUUAACUGUGACAUUAAAGACAUUUACAGCUU
Molecule: messenger RNA, 2533 nt
Organism: Platichthys flesus (European flounder)
Lineage: Eukaryota; Metazoa; Chordata; Actinopteri; Pleuronectiformes; Pleuronectidae
Gene: chrna8
Product: cholinergic receptor, nicotinic, alpha 8
Exons: 10
Coding region: 184-1779 (531 amino acids)
Biological process (GO): signal transduction; regulation of membrane potential; chemical synaptic transmission
Cellular component (GO): neuron projection; synapse; postsynaptic membrane
Molecular function (GO): transmembrane signaling receptor activity; acetylcholine-gated monoatomic cation-selective channel activity
Source: RefSeq, a predicted model, not a curated record